Messenger RNA from Misgurnus anguillicaudatus (oriental weatherfish), 2187 nucleotides. RefSeq names its product ATPase family AAA domain containing 3 (gene atad3). Gene Ontology annotation, cellular component: mitochondrion. Lineage: Eukaryota; Metazoa; Chordata; Actinopteri; Cypriniformes; Cobitidae. The record is from RefSeq and is a predicted model, not a curated record. Gene Ontology annotation, molecular function: zinc ion binding; ATP hydrolysis activity; ATP binding. Gene Ontology annotation, biological process: mitochondrion organization.
UCAGAAGCGCGCAACGGUGCUCAGGAAGCAGUGCGCAUGCCCAGAAUGCGGCAGCGUGGAGUGACUGUGAGUUCAGUCAGUACCGGGUCUGCGUGCUCACAUUGAAUCAUGUCGUGGCUGUUCGGGCUCAAUAAAGGCCAGAGUGUCGCUCCGCCGGACGGCCCGGUUCCGCCCGCUCCUCCCGCGCCUCCGCCCGGCGGCUCCGGUGACAAACCGAAGGACAAAUGGAGCAACUUCGACCCCACGGGACUGGAGCGCGCAGCGAAUGCGGCCAAAGAACUGGACCGAUCCCGUCAUGCCAAAGAGGCGCUGGAUCUCGCUCGCAUGCAGGAACAGACCGUCCAGAUCGAACAUCAAGCCAAGAUGAAGGAGUACGAGGCGGCUCUGGAGCAGCUGAAGGGCGAUCAGAUCCGCAUUCAGGGAGAAGAACGGAGGAAAACCCUGAAUGAGGAAACCAAACAGCAUCAGGCGAGAGCUCAGUAUCAGGAUAAACUCGCCCGGCAGCGAUACGAAGAUCAGCUCCGCCAGCAGCAAGUUCUGAAUGAGGAGAACCUGCGCAGACAGGAGGAGUCCGUACAGAAGCAGGAGGCCAUGAGGAAAGCAACCAUUGAGCACGAGAUGGAGCUGCGACACAAAAACGAGAUGUUGCGCGUGGAGGCGGAGUCUAAAGCUCGUGCACGCGUCGAGAGAGAGAACGCUGACAUCAUCCGCGAACAAAUCCGACUGAAGGCGGCCGAACACAGACAGACUGUAUUAGAGUCUAUACGGACUGCAGGUGCUGUUUUUGGAGAAGGCUUCAAGACGUUCGUAUCUGAUUGGGAUAAAGUCACAGCUACAGUGGCAGGACUCACGCUGCUGGCAGUGGGCGUUUACUCCGCACGCAACGCCACCGCUGUGGCCGGUCGAUACAUCGAAGCUCGGUUAGGAAAACCCUCGCUGGUGCGGGAAACGUCACGGAUCACCGUGGUGGAAGCGCUCAAACACCCCAUCAAGAUGGUGAAGCGUUUGAAGAGUAAACCACAGGACGCUCUGGAGGGAGUCGUGCUCAGUCCGUCUCUAGAAGAGCGCGUGCGUGACAUCGCCAUAGCUACGAGAAACACCAGACAAAAUCGAGGUCUGUACCGGAAUAUUCUCAUGUACGGCCCACCGGGAACAGGAAAGACGCUCUUCGCUAAGAAACUAGCAGUGCAUUCUGGGAUGGAUUAUGCCAUCAUGACGGGGGGCGAUGUGGCGCCGAUGGGUCGAGACGGAGUGACGGCCAUGCACAAAGUGUUCGACUGGGCUGGAACCAGCAGCCGCGGGCUGUUGUUGUUUGUGGAUGAAGCCGACGCAUUCCUGCGCAAGAGAUCCACUGAGAAGAUCAGUGAGGAUCUGCGAGCGACUUUAAAUGCAUUCCUGUAUCGCACUGGAGAACAGAGCAACAAGUUCAUGCUGGUAUUGGCCAGUAAUCAGCCCGAGCAGUUUGAUUGGGCUAUAAAUGACAGAAUCGAUGAGAUCGUGAACUUCAUGCUGCCUGGACCUGAUGAGAGAGAGCGACUCGUGCGGCUUUACUUUGAUCGAUAUGUGCUGGAACCUGCCACUGGAGGACGCCAGAGGUUGAAAUUGGCUCAGUUUGAUUAUGGACUCAAAUGUUCUGAAAUCGCUGAUCGAGUGGCCGGGAUGUCUGGACGUGAGAUCUCAAAACUGGGAGUUGCUUGGCAGGCGGCUGCGUACUCAUCGGAGGACGGUGUCCUGACGGAGGCCAUGAUUGACGCACGUGUGGAAGACGCCAUCCGUCAGCACAGACAGAAGAUGAACUGGUUACACGGUGAGGGCGUCCUGGACAACGAGGGUCGAGCGAUGUCUCCAGAGAGUCACAGUAAAGCCACUAAGACGGGCUUCUCACCUCCACUUCCUGUGACAUCAGAGCUGGAUAAACCUGACGCCACAGCUACAAACACCUCAAAACGAGAGCCGGACCCUAAAGACGGGACUCCAGUAUAGAGCGUUCAGAGUCUGUCCUGUGUAUUAAGAUGAAAGUAACACACGUGUGUGUUUGUUAGGAUGUGUAGUUUGUUCAGGUGAGCUGAUGUCUGUGUAACAUUUCUGUAUGAAACUAAAAUUAGCUGUUAAUCACAAAGACUGAAAACAAAUGAAAUAAGAUGAGAUCAUGUUUAUGUCUGACAGUAAAACAAGUUUCAUUUCCUA